Molecule: messenger RNA, 1503 nt
Organism: Phascolarctos cinereus (koala)
Lineage: Eukaryota; Metazoa; Chordata; Mammalia; Diprotodontia; Phascolarctidae
Product: tubulin alpha-1D chain-like
Biological process (GO): microtubule-based process
Cellular component (GO): microtubule
Molecular function (GO): structural constituent of cytoskeleton; GTP binding
Source: RefSeq, a predicted model, not a curated record
ACCCAGAGUAUAAGGAGGAAUCUCUAGGGCUGUUCUCACUCAUUCAGAUCACUAUCACUCCUGAAGCCUCACUUGGCAUACAACAUCAGAGCAGGAUGCGUGAGUGUAUCUCAAUUCAUGUGGGUCAGGCUGGUGUGCAGAUUGGUAAUGCCUGUUGGGAGCUGUACUGCCUGGAACAUGGCAUUCAGCCUGAUGGGCAGAUGCCCAGUGACAAGACCAUUGGAGGGGGUGAUGACUCCUUCAACACCUUCUUCAGUGAAACUGGGGCUGGCAAGCAUGUGCCUCGAGCUGUCUUUGUGGACCUGGAGCCCACAGUGAUUGAUGAGGUUCGGACUGGCACCUACCGCCAGCUCUUCCAUCCAGAGCAGCUCAUCACAGGCAAGGAAGAUGCCGCCAACAAUUAUGCACGAGGCCACUACACUAUUGGAAAAGAACUUAUUGACUUGGUACUGGAUCGAAUCCGAAAGCUGGCUGACCAGUGUACAGGACUCCAGGGCUUCCUCAUCUUCCACAGCUUUGGGGGUGGCACGGGCUCUGGCUUCACCUCCCUGUUGAUGGAACGGCUCUCAGUCGACUAUGGCAAGAAGUCCAAGCUAGAGUUCUCCAUCUAUCCAGCCCCCCAGAUUUCUACAGCUGUGGUAGAGCCCUACAACUCCAUCCUGACUACCCACACCACCCUCGAGCACUCAGAUUGUGCCUUCAUGGUGGACAAUGAGGCCAUCUAUGAUAUCUGCCGCCGAAAUCUGGACAUCGAACGUCCCACCUACACCAACCUCAACCGUCUUAUCGGCCAAAUUGUCUCCUCUAUCACAGCAUCUCUUCGUUUUGAUGGUGCCCUUAAUGUGGACCUCACAGAGUUCCAGACCAACUUGGUGCCCUACCCUCGAAUCCAUUUCCCCCUGGCAACCUAUGCACCUGUCAUCUCUGCUGAGAAGGCCUACCACGAGCAGCUCUCAGUGUCUGAGAUCACCAAUGCCUGCUUUGAGCCAGCCAACCAGAUGGUGAAGUGUGACCCUCGUCAUGGCAAAUACAUGGCCUGCUGUCUUCUGUACCGUGGCGAUGUGGUGCCCAAAGAUGUCAAUGCUGCCAUCGCCACCAUCAAGACCAAGCGUACCAUUCAGUUUGUGGACUGGUGCCCUACUGGCUUCAAGGUUGGCAUCAACUACCAGCCACCCACUGUGGUCCCUGGUGGGGAUCUGGCCAAGGUACAGAGAGCAGUGUGUAUGCUGAGCAACACAACAGCCAUUGCAGAAGCCUGGGCUCGUCUGGACCACAAGUUUGACCUGAUGUAUGCGAAGAGGGCAUUCGUGCAUUGGUAUGUAGGUGAGGGCAUGGAGGAGGGAGAAUUCUCUGAGGCUCGGGAGGACAUGGCAGCCCUGGAGAAAGAUUACGAGGAGGUGGGCAUGGAUAGUUUGGAAGGGGAAGGGGAGGAAGAAGAGGGAGAUGAGUACUAAAGAAAGAACUGGAAGCUUAUUUCAAAUAAAAUGCUUUAUCUUCAGUGUC